AUGGGCUACGUCCAUUACAUCGCUCGACGAUCUGUCGAGCACCCCUCGGUCUCGAACCUCUUCAAGAGGGCUGUCGAGGACGCUCCUAAGCUUGAGGUUCCCGUCUGGGGUCAGGUCGUGUUCGGCGUAACCUUCUUUGCCAUCAUUAUCGGUCUCAGUCUUCUUGAGUACACUCUCAAAGAUGUCAUCGCGACCCUUUGCAUGGUAGAGACUCCCUCUGCUGCCAUCACCGUUUCCCAGCCCAACGAGGACGAUGUCCACGACUCCAAGGAGGGUCUCCUCGAGACUGGCCCUGCCAUCACCCUCGUCCACCAGAAGCCCAUCACCUCGAGCAUUCGCGGCACCAUCCGCCACCUCGUCGCCCAUGCCGGCCGCUGGUCAAGGUUCCGGGGAUACAAGCUUCAUGUUCUCUACUCCAUCUCCUUCUCCAUGGUCUCUGUCAUCGCUCAAGGCAUGACCUCAUUCCUUCCCGGCAACGCCAUGUUCGGUUCCGUUAUCGCUGGUGUCGCUGUUGCCAACCUCCACGCAACCUGGACACACAAGGUCAUCUCCAUGCCCACUGACAAGAGUCUCAAGGAGCGAUUCGUUCCCCGCUCCAACUGGAAGGCACUCGUCCUCCCCGCUGCGGUCCAGGCCUCGGCUGUCCACGUCUCCGCCUACCUCGCACAGGGCCUCGCCAUCGUCCUUGGACUCGACAAUCUUGACCCCGAGAAGAUGCGUGACUACAACAGCUCCCAGUGGACCUCGCUCAUCCUCCGAUUCGUCGCCGUGCUUUUCGUCCUCCUCUUCAGCGCUCUCUUCAUCGUCCUUCCUGCUCUCGUGACCCUCAUCCGCGUCGAGGCAUCCAUCUUGCCCGAAGACCAGGACACUAUCGUCCCCUUUGACCGUAGCUUCGCCGGAAAGGUUGUCCCCAAGAUCCUCGGCGGUUCCGGUGCCAUUGGUUUCGUCGAUGCAUGGAGGUCUUUCACCUGGGAGGCUCGCGGCCGCUUGAUCAAGCUCUACUUCAAGAUUUCCACCAUCAUGGCUGUCCUUGGAUUCCUGUUUGCCCAGGUCAUUCUCUUCGAGAUCUACUUCAUCAUGGGCUCUGCCCUCAAGGAGUACUUUUACGAGAUGCAGCGCCGCAACCACGGCGGCUCCCACUACUAA
Molecule: messenger RNA, 1146 nt
Organism: Aaosphaeria arxii CBS 175.79
Lineage: Eukaryota; Fungi; Ascomycota; Dothideomycetes; Pleosporales
Exons: 2
Coding region: 1-1146 (381 amino acids)
Source: RefSeq, a predicted model, not a curated record